Molecule: messenger RNA, 1253 nt
Organism: Limanda limanda (common dab)
Lineage: Eukaryota; Metazoa; Chordata; Actinopteri; Pleuronectiformes; Pleuronectidae
Gene: mustn1a
Product: musculoskeletal, embryonic nuclear protein 1a
Exons: 3
Coding region: 222-458 (78 amino acids)
Biological process (GO): chondrocyte differentiation; chondrocyte proliferation; tissue regeneration
Cellular component (GO): nucleus
Source: RefSeq, a predicted model, not a curated record
GAGACAGCAAAGCAGGACAAAAAGCAGAGAGAAUGAGAGAGGGAGGACUCUGAACAGUCGUUACGUCAUUUGUUAGUGUUAGGAACAGAUUUAUUGUCCUCUGGAGAAUCUCUUCCUGGUUGUGUGUGUAUAUGCGAGCUGGACGUGCAGGAGGAAAAUAGCAACGGCUCACACGAGAGAGGAACCUUACUUAACAGGAUAUUCUCACCUUCUCAACCAUCAUGUCUCAGCCAGGACAGGAAGAGGAUGAACAAAUGCAGCGUCCUGAAGUGAGUGAAGACGAUCUGACUGAGGCAAAGGGCAGACUGGGCGGUGGUGAGCUAGCAAAGAGCAAGACGUUUGAAGUAAUGGACGAGUGCGCCAAAGUGGGUAAAGCUGCUCCCUCUGUGUUCAGUGGCGCGAGGUCCGGAGCAGAGACGGUUUUGAACACACGUUCAGCCCGACCGGUCAAAAAGUAGCUAAGGGACUUUCUGACCAUGAGAUGACAACACCUGUUCCAUGUGAGGGGGGGGGGGGUGGUAUAAGUUGAUUUACAGCUGUAUUUACAUUUCAGUCUGUGAAUAAUAGUGUUAAAAGAUCUUUUUAGUGGCCUGGCUUUGUUUAUCUUUGUCCUGCUUGUGUUUUGGCUAUUAUCUGGUUUCUAUAGGUUACAAGUAGUUAAACUUUAAGACCUUUCAAGAGCUUUUAAAACCAAAAUGAAUGAAAUUUAAGAUUUGUGUUGUGUGUGACAGAUAUGAAGAAUAUCUAUAAUUUAUGGCAGAGGGAGACGUGGUCUAUGUAAUAAUAUACUCAGAUAAAUUCAUACUCCAGAUUGAUUGUGUUAAUAUUUAAUAUAGAAAAAGUUUCUCAAAACUUUUUUCCACAAUCAACUGCUAAAGAAAUCUAGAGAUUAGAAAAACAAAGGUCUUGUUUGUAGUUUCACUAGUUUGCUCAUAUCUGUCAUGUUGAAAAAGAACAACACAUAAUCAAGACCUAUCUAUAUGUAUUUAAUAAGUCAAACAUAAUUUUAACUUAUUUAACUUUUGGGCUUAAAUUCAAUGGAUUUUAGACUUUUUAAGACCCUGCGGAAAGCCUGACUAAAACAGUUUUGCUGUAGAAUGUUCAACUAAUUUCUAUAAAUACACAAAUUUUUUUAAUUUAUGAUUUGUUGUAGUUUCUUAUGUUUUUCACCUAGUGUAUAAGAGUACAAGAUAAUAACCCAACACCUUCCAUGUGCUAUAUUAUUGAUCCGUUUGAACAUUCAUAUUAAUACA